Messenger RNA from Emiliania huxleyi CCMP1516, 1167 nucleotides. RefSeq lists its product as hypothetical. Gene Ontology annotation, biological process: chromatin remodeling; regulation of transcription by RNA polymerase II. The record is from RefSeq and is a predicted model, not a curated record. Gene Ontology annotation, cellular component: nucleus. The transcript has 6 exons. NCBI's taxonomy places the organism in Eukaryota, Haptophyta, Isochrysidales, Noelaerhabdaceae. The coding region runs from base 1 to 1167 and encodes 388 amino acids. Gene Ontology annotation, molecular function: chromatin binding; transcription coactivator activity.
AUGCUGUCCGCCCAAGCAAAAAUAAAAUACACCUGCGAGCCCUGCCCAUCGCGCCGCCUGCUCCCUCGCAGCCCCACCCGCGAACGAAUCUCCGGUGCAAUUGUCGUCGACAUGCGAAACCAAGUCGCUCAGGAGCUUUGCGCCUUUGAGCCGCGCGACGGGUGCGGAUACUGUCGCCGCGCGCUCGGCGCAGAGGUGCGGAUCGAGUGCGCCGAGUGCACGCCGCGGCUGCUGCUCUGCGUCGACUGCCUGCGCGCGGGCGUCUCCAUCCACACGCGCGGCCACACGCCCGCGCACAAGUACCGCGUGAUUGACGUCGGCUCCGACGCGCUGCUCGAGGUUGGCUGGCGCGGCACCGACGAGCUUCGGCUGCUCGAGGGCGUGCAGCUGUACGGGUUUGGCAACUGGAUGGACAUCGCCGAGCACGUCGGUGGCGGCCGCUCGCGCGAGGCCGUCGAGCGGCACUACCGCCGCUGCUACCUCGAGCCUCCAGAGGAGGAGUUUCGGUACCAGGGCUGGAUGCCUCUCCGGCAAGAGUUUGACGUCGAGUGGGAGGACGAGGCAGAGGCGCUCGUCUCGGAGAUCGAGUUCGUGCCCGGCGAGCUCGAGGCGGUCGAGGCCGGCGUGGCGCGCGAGAAGAUGCAGAAGCUCCACACGUACAACGCGACGCUCGACGGGCGGCAGUGGAGGCACGAGCUCGUCGUGGCGCGCGACCUGCUCGACGACGUGCACGAGCAGAUCGAGAUCGAGCGGAUCGCUCCGGUGGCGGAGGUCGCGGCGCGCGCGCGGCUGCGGCCGCUCGCCCGCUUCCACAGCGCGGCGCAGCACGAGGAGCUGGUCCAGUCGGUGCUGAAGCAGCAGGGGAUGGCGCUCGACCUGCGCCACCUGCAGGCGGCCGCCGCCAAGGGCAUCACCUCGCUGCGAGAGGCGCGCCCGCUCGCGGAGCUGUGCGAGCGGCUCGCGCUGCCGCGCCACUUGCUGCCGCGUGCCAAGCGCCAGCUCGUGCUCGCCGCGCUCGCCGGCGGCGGCCUCGCCAGGAGGGAGGCGGCGGCGGUGCUCCGGCCGGAAGUGGACACGGCGCGCGCGGCGAUGCUGUGGGACUAUUGCGUCGGGGCGGGGUGGGUGCAGCCACCCGCCGCGGAGGCGGGCGAGUCCGGCGCCGCGUGA